This is a messenger RNA of Leptosomus discolor (cuckoo roller), 2002 nucleotides long. The record is from RefSeq and is a predicted model, not a curated record. NCBI's taxonomy places the organism in Eukaryota, Metazoa, Chordata, Aves, Leptosomiformes, Leptosomidae.
CAGAUGCUUUCUUUACGUGUCGAAAGAAUGUGUUUCUGGCGAAGAGCACGUCCACCCAGAUAGAAGGCGUCUUUGCUGCAACCAGAGGAAGGUCGGUCCCAGAAGAGCAAGAAGCCCUUCUCCAGCAGUGGUUGGAGGAAGGAGCAGGGAAUUUGCCAGCCAGUGAGAGUGCUCCAGCAGUGGGGAAAGUAUCAGUUACGCUCACUAGUGACUGGUUAGAAGGUUCAGAGCUAUUGAUGACUAGCCUCAGUGACCUGAAUUCGGCUCCAGAAGUCGGCCGGUGUGCUGGUCAGCAGCUCACAGAGCUACAUGCCUUGGCUUCUUCAGAACCGCAAGAUCAUGCAGUGACUGAAUUGGCAAAAUUACCAGCAGAGGAAACAGUGGCUGUAGCAGGCAGUGCCCCUUGGGCAGCUGUGGUGCCACAGACAGAUCACCCAAUAGCUGGCUGUGCCACUAUCAGUGUAGAAGUGCAGCAUGAAGACCCAGCUGUGCUGGCCUGGAGUUUACCACGUGAUGCAGAGACAAUGCCAACGGUGCCCUCAGCCCGGCCCAUUCAGGAUACGGUACAGUUUUGUCCUCUCCCGACAGAGGUACCCUACCAUGAGAUUUUAUGGAGAGACUGGGAGGAUCUUUCUGUCCGGCCCUGUGUGCUAGAGCAGGUCUCGAAGAACACUCCUCUCUUUGAAUUUCGAGUCAUGUCUUACAACAUUCUUGCCCAGGACCUGGUGGAGCAGGGCCUGGAUCUCUAUGUACACUGUCAUCCAGACAUCCUGAACUGGAAUUACCGCCUUCCAAACCUUUUGCAGGAGAUCCAGCACUGGGAUCCUGAUGUUCUGUGUCUCCAAGAGGUGCAAGAGAACCAUUACUGGGAGCAGCUGGAACCAACGUUCAAGGAGAUGGGCUUUGCAUGCUUCUAUAAACGGAGAACCGGGACGAAGACAGAUGGCUGUGCAGUGUGCUAUAAGCACAGCAGGUUUCAGCUGAUCAGCCUCAGCCCCGUGGAGUACUUCCGGCCUGGCCUGGACGUCCUCAAUCGGGAUAACGUGGGCUUGGUGCUGCUGCUACAGCCUCUGCUCCCGGAGGGCCUAGGUCUGAAGGCAGUCAGUCCUUUGUGUGUGGCCAACACUCAUGUGUUGUUCAAUCCCCGGCGGGGAGAUAUCAAACUGGCCCAGAUGGCCUUGCUCCUAGCAGAGAUCGACAAGAUUGCAAAAACUACUGAGGGCAGCUACUGUCCUGUCAUCUUGUGUGGAGACCUUAACUCUGUACCUGAUUCUCCACUCUACAAAUUCAUCAGGAACGGUGAACUUUCCUACCAUGGGAUGCCAGCCUGGAAGGUGUCUGGUCAGGAGGACUUUUCCCAACAGUUGUAUUCACGGAAACUGCUGGCCCCACUGUGGCCAAGCUCACUGGGUGUGACGGACAACUGCCAAUAUGUCGCCCUGUGCCAACCAAAGAAACUAGGCAGACAUAAGUACAGCCGGGACUUCCUGCUCCAGUUUCGUUUUUGUGAUGUUGCUUGUGAACGACCACCACAGCUGGUCCUCUUGGAAGGUGUGACAGAUGCUAAACCAGACCGCCCUGCACACUGGCCCAAGCCUGCUGCCAUGGUGAAAGACACCGAUCCCCAGCCAUUCAUCCCAAGGUCUUCAGGCAUUAUCCAGCAUGGCCUCAACCUGACCUCUGUCUACAGCCACUUCCUGCCACAGAGGGGACGCCCGGAGGUCACAACGAUGCCCAUGGGGCUUGGAGCCACCGUUGAUUAUAUCUUCUACUCAGCAGAGCCUUUGGCAAAUGGGAACAGGGGGGGUCGAAGGCUCUACCAGGAUGGAGCCCUGAAGCUGCUUGGCCGCCUUUCCCUUCUUUCUGAAGAUGUCCUGUUGAUGGCAAAUGGCUUACCAAAUCCUUUUUGUUCAUCUGAUCAUCUCUGCCUGCUGGCUAGCUUUGGCUUGGAGAUCUCCAGUCUCAGAGAGGGUUAGUGUUGGUUACCUUUCCCUAAAGAAAA